Suricata suricatta (meerkat) is the source of this 874-nucleotide messenger RNA. RefSeq names its product distal-less homeobox 3 (gene DLX3). The record is from RefSeq and is a predicted model, not a curated record. Lineage: Eukaryota; Metazoa; Chordata; Mammalia; Carnivora; Herpestidae. The transcript has 3 exons. Gene Ontology annotation, molecular function: DNA-binding transcription factor activity, RNA polymerase II-specific; RNA polymerase II cis-regulatory region sequence-specific DNA binding. Bases 1 to 861 code for a protein of 286 amino acids. Gene Ontology annotation, biological process: regulation of transcription by RNA polymerase II; epithelial cell differentiation; embryo development.
AUGAGUGGCUCCUUCGAUCGCAAGCUCGGCAGCAUCCUCACCGACAUCUCCAGCUCGCUGAGCUGCCAUGCGGGCUCCAAGGACUCGCCCACCCUGCCCGAGUCCUCGGUCACUGAUCUGGGCUACUACAGCGCUCCCCAGCACGACUACUACUCGGGCCAGCCGUACGGCCAGACGGUGAACCCCUACACCUACCACCACCAGUUCAAUCUCAACGGGCUUGCGGGCACGGGCGCCUACUCGCCCAAGUCGGAAUAUACUUAUGGAGCCUCCUACCGGCAGUACGGGGCGUACCGGGAGCAGCCGUUGCCCGCCCAGGAUCCAGUAUCCGUGAAGGAGGAGCCGGAAGCCGAGGUGCGCAUGGUGAACGGGAAGCCCAAGAAGGUCCGCAAGCCCCGCACCAUCUACUCCAGCUACCAACUGGCCGCCCUGCAGCGCCGCUUCCAGAAGGCUCAGUACCUGGCGCUGCCCGAACGCGCCGAGCUGGCCGCGCAGCUCGGCCUCACGCAGACACAGGUGAAGAUUUGGUUCCAGAACCGCCGCUCCAAGUUCAAGAAGCUUUAUAAGAACGGGGAGGUGCCCUUGGAGCAUAGCCCCAACAAUAGUGAUUCCAUGGCCUGCAACUCACCACCGUCACCCGCUCUCUGGGACACCUCCGCCCACUCCACUCCGGCCCCUGCCCGAAGUCAGCUGCCCCCGCCGCUCCCGUACAGCGCCUCUCCGAGCUAUCUGGACGACCCCACCAACUCCUGGUACCAUUCACAGAACCUGAGUGGACCCCACUUACAGCAGCCGCCUCAGCCGGCCGCCCUGCAUCACGCCUCCCCGGGCCCCCCGCCCAACCCCGGAGCUGUGUACUGAGCACCCACCUGCC